GGCGACCACUUACUCACUCCCAUUGAUUGGCACUAUCCACCCCCCCUUCCCCUUCCCCUUCCCCAUUAGAUAUCCUGAGAUCCACACACGCUCGCUACUUUUACCACUACGGCGCCCUAUGUGAGGAUGUCGUCUGAGCCCUACUUUCACGACACGCCUGUCCGGCCGACGAGGCAACCAUCGCAGCAUGUUGCCUCACCGCGCGCACGGGGCAGGGGCGCGGGACCGGCCAUCUUCAACAACCCGCACGCGCAAUCACAGUCGCCAUCCCUGCCACCGCACGACGAGUACUUUGGGAACCCUCACGCGGCAGGAGGCGUGGCCAUGACGCAGGACUUCUAUGGCCAGCCGCCGCCGCCGUCCUUACACGAGAGCAGCUACAACAAUGAGGGUGCGAGCGCCUACUCCGCUCCGACGGCCUCGUCUCAGCAGGGCCUGCGACACCGCACGGGCGAGAGGGGAGACACGCACACGAACAGCAUCUCGCGAAAUUACCCCUACGCACCUCCCGCGGCGCCGUUUAUGAACGACGGACGCGUUGGAACUCCGUCGUCGUCGUCGGCAGCAGGACAGGGCUACGACGACGAGUCGAUCUAUUCGCGCUACGAAAAGGCGUGGGACGACGGACAGUCGCAGACACCCUCACAGCAAGGCCACAUGGACGGCUUCUACACCAGGCCCUACAACGGCCCACCCGGCGGCGGCGGGGCUGGACCCUACCAGAUGCCACACGGCGCCGCAACGGCAUCGACAGCCAACGGCAGCCACGUCAUGCUCGCUCACGGCUCCCAGGCGGGCCACGAGAGCAUCGAGAUGGGACCUGGCGGCGCAUACAAGGAGCAGCCUGGCUUUGCAGCACCGGGCUAUGGCCAAGGCUACGGCCAGGGGGGAUACGGUCCCGGCUACGAACAGCAGCAACAAGGGUACGGACAAGGAUACGGACAAGGCUACGGACCGGGUGGGCCAGGAGGACCAGGAAUGGGAGGCGACGCAGGCUACCCCGGCGGUUUUGUCUCGUUUGCCGCGCCGGGCACUCUCAUCGCACGAGCGCAGCCCAACGCAGCGGCUGCGCGCAUCGGCGGCUAUGGCGAGUCGUACAACGAGAUCAAGGGCCGGCUGAUGCGCAAGCGCACCGUCAAGCGCGUCGCCCUCACCAACGGCAACCUCGUCCUCGACGUGCCCAUCCCCGGCUCCCUCUGCCGCGGCCACCAGGGCGAGGAGUUCACCACGAUGCGCUACACGGCCGCCACGUGCGACCCCAACAACUGGGUCGCCGACCGCUUCACGCUGCGACCCUGGGUCAUGGGCCGCAAGACGGAAUUGGCGAUUGUCAUGACGUCGUACAACGAGGACGAGCAGCUGCUGUUCAACACGCUGGGCGCCGUCAUGAAGAAUGUCGCCUACCUCGCCUCGCGCACGCGUUCAAAGACGUGGGGCGCCGAUGCCUGGAAGAAGGUCGUCGUCUUUAUCAUUGGCGACGGACGCAAAAAGGCAAACGAGCGCAUGCUCAAGAUGCUCAGCUGCUACGGCAUCUUCCAGGAGGGCGCCAUGAAGGACCACGUCCUCGACAAGGAGGUCACGGCCCACGUCUUUGAGCUCACGACGCAGGUCGUCGUUGGGCCCGAUGGCUCCGUCGAGGUGGCAAAGUGCCCUGUCCAGCUCGUCUUUUGCCUCAAGGAGAAAAACGAAAAGAAGAUCAACUCCCACCGCUGGUUCUUCAACGCCUUUUGCCGCCAGCUCGACCCCAACGUCACCGUGCUCCUCGAUGUCGGCACCCGGCCCACUGGCCGCUCCAUCUACCACCUCUGGAAGCAGUUUGACAAGCACGCCAAGAUCGGCGGUGCCUGUGGCGAGAUUGCCGUCGAUGUCGGCACUGGCGGCUGGCGGCUCAUCAACCCGCUUGUGGCCUCGCAGAACUUUGAGUACAAGAUGUCCAACAUCCUCGACAAGCCCCUCGAGUCCGUCUUUGGCUUCAUUGGCGUCCUUCCCGGCGCCUUUUCCGCCUACCGCUGGCAGGCACUCAAGGGCCGGCCCCUGGAGGCCUACUUCAAGGGCGAGGCCCUGCACAACGGCACCCUCGCAGGCGGCUCGUUUAUCAACAACCUCUACCUCGCCGAGGACCGCAUCCUCUGCUUCGAGCUCGUCACCAAGACGGGCGAGGCGUGGCUCCUCAAGUACGUCAAGGCUGCCCGGGCGACGACGGACGUGCCGGACCGCGUCGCCGAGCUCAUCAGCCAGCGCCGGCGCUGGCUCAACGGCUCCCUCUUUGCCAGCAUCUAUGCCGUCUUCCACUGGUACCGCAUCUGGUCCUCGGGCCAGGGCUUCCUGCGCAAGCUCGUGCUCCAGCUCCAGAUGAUCUACAACCUCGUCCAGAUCAUCUUUACCUGGACCUCGCUCGCCAACUUUUUCCUCUCCAUGUACUUUCUCAUGCAGAGCGCCACGUCGAACGCAGCCAAGGAUCCGUUUGGUGGCCAGGGCGCCGCCGUGUUUGAGGUCUGCCAGAACGUCUUUGUGGCCCUCGUCGUCAUCGUCGUCGUUGCCAGCCUUGGUAGCCGGCCACAGGGCUUCAAUGCCAUGUACACCGUCUGCAUCAUCGCCUUUGGCACCCUCUUUUCCCUCCUUCUCUACUGCACCGGCUGGACCAUCUACCUCCAGCUCGACCAGGCCCACCUCCUCACGCCCGGCGGCUGGACCUCGUCGCACGUCCUCAAGCUCAUCCUCGGCCACUCGGGCAUCCGCUCCAUUGUCAUCUCCAUCGUCUCCACCUACGUUCUCUGGCUCCUCGCCUCGAUCUGGAUGCUGGACCCCUGGCACAUGCUCACCUGCAUCGUCCAGUACCUCUUCCUCAUGCCCACCUACAUUACCAUUCUCUCCAUCUACUCGCUUGCCAACCUGCACGAUGUCAGCUGGGGCACCAAGGGCGACAAUGGGGCUGCGACGGACCUGGGCCACGCCAAGGCGCAAAAGGGCAAGGACGGCGAGACGGUGGUGGAGGCCAAGGUGCCCACGUCGGCCGCCGACGCCGAGGAGCUGUGGCAGCACGCGCAGAUGGACCUGGCGCAGCCCAAGAAGGAAGUCAAGCAGAAGCGGAGCAAGGCCGUCAAGGAGUCGGACCACAAGCAGAACUUCCGCACCAAUUUCUUGCUCGCCUGGCUCGGCUCCAAUGCCUUUCUCGUCAUCUUUUUCACCAGCAGUUGGUGGAACCACUAUACAAAGGUCGAUCUCGGCCUGACGACGAACCCGUACCUGCAGGCGCUCUUCUGGAGCACCGCUGUGCUGGCCGCCAUCCGUGCCUCGGGCUCGCUGCUGUACAUCAUCUUUCGCCUCUUUGGCCACUAG
Messenger RNA from Acaromyces ingoldii, 3339 nucleotides. RefSeq lists its product as hypothetical. Gene Ontology annotation, cellular component: cell periphery; cell septum. Bases 127 to 3339 code for a protein of 1070 amino acids. The record is from RefSeq and is a predicted model, not a curated record. Lineage: Eukaryota; Fungi; Basidiomycota; Exobasidiomycetes; Exobasidiales; Cryptobasidiaceae. The transcript has 3 exons. Gene Ontology annotation, molecular function: chitin synthase activity.